This is a messenger RNA of Camelina sativa (false flax), 876 nucleotides long. RefSeq names its product 4-hydroxyphenylpyruvate dioxygenase-like. Lineage: Eukaryota; Viridiplantae; Streptophyta; Magnoliopsida; Brassicales; Brassicaceae. The record is from RefSeq and is a predicted model, not a curated record. Gene Ontology annotation, biological process: L-tyrosine catabolic process. Gene Ontology annotation, molecular function: 4-hydroxyphenylpyruvate dioxygenase activity.
AUCCCUUACCGACUUGAAAUAACCGGUUCUUAAAGUUUGUGAAAAGGCGUGAGAUUCUUUUUUUCUUUUCCCGGUUCAAAAUUUCAAAAUAAAUCCUCAAAAUAAAGUGCCCUAAUCCCGGCUGCUCGUCGGAGGAAAUAUCCGGCGAGAGAGUGAGUGUUUAAGCGACGGAGAGAGAUGGCCGGAUUAACGAGAACAGCCGGUGCUUUUGCGGUAACUCCACACAAGAUCUCCGUUUGCAUUCUCCUGCAGAUAUACGCUCCGUCGGCUCAGAUGUCUCUCCCUUUCCCUUUCUCUUCCGUUUCUCAGCACAACCGUCUCGGCCUCUACUUGCUCUCUCUCACUAAGUCUUGCGAUGAUAUAUUUGAGCCGAAGCUGGAAGAGCUUAUUAAUCAGCUGAGGGAUGUUGGUGAAGAGAUGGAUGCGUGGCUUACUGACCAUUUAACCAAUAGAUUCUCUUCUUUGGCUUCACCUGAUGACCUAUCGAAUUUCUUUAAUGACAUGCGAGGAAUACUUGGGAGCCCUGAUUCAGGAGUUGUGCAAGACGAUCAGAUUAUUUUGGAUCCCAACAGCAACUUGGGAAUGUUUGUUCGUCGUUGCAUUUUGGCAUUUAACCUCUUAUCGUUCUGAGGGAGUUUGUCAUCUUUUUUCAAGCAUUGAAGAUUAUUGCAAAGAAGCUCAUUCAAGCUCUGUUCAGUUUGAUGCAUCUAAGAAUGAUCUGGAAUCAUUAACACAUUAUGGUCAGAUGGAUAUGGAGAUUUAUGCCAUUGAUAAAGCAACCGAAGAACUAGAGAUUCAGAAAAAAAAUUAGUAGAAGCGUCCCUUUUCACCUUCAUACGCCUGAAGCAAUAUUCAAAGUGAUAGAAGGUAUCACUU